CUGCAUUCACGUGGGGCGUAUACAAUAAGAUAAACGCACCACAGACAUUGCAUCUUUGAGCUUCAUACUGUUAAACGCAGGAGCUGCUAUGCCUCACGUCGCAAACCCGAACUGGCGGCUUGUGCUGUUCGCGCCCGUGACGAUUCCGCUGACGCGCCACUAGCCGCACCACCCAGGAGAUAGAGAGGAGAGCUGUGAGCGACGGAACUAGCAGGGGACUGACUGGAAACCGGUCUCUCUUUCUUUUCUCUUUCCUUGACGACCGUGCUGCUGUGCAAGUCCCGUGGACGAUAUUCAACGAGCGACAGCAAUUUCACCAGUAGCAUCAGCCAGGCUCUUCUGCAGAGAUGGAGGUACCAGGAUUGGCGCACAACAUCACUAGUCCAUUAAGUCCCUGCGAGGGGAUGAUCAAGGACCUGAGCUUGGACGCCAUACAGUUAUGCGAGCGAGAUGGAAGUAAAUCCCAGGAUGGCAGCAGCUCUGAGAUGGAGGAGCUCCCUGUUCCUCAGAACAUCAAGAUCAGCAACAUAACCUGCGACUCCUUCAAGAUCUGCUGGGACAUGGAGCCGCGCAACAAGGAGCGCAUCACACACUACUUUAUUGACCUGAACAAGAAGGAGAACAAAAACUCAAACAAGUUCAAACACAAGGAUGUUCCUACUAAGCUGGUAGCCAAAGCAGUGCCCCUGCCCAUGACGGUUCGGGGCCACUGGUUCUUGAGCCCACGCACAGAGUACACCGUUGCUGUCCAAACCGCAUCAAAACAGACUGAUGGGGACUACGCCAUCUCUGAGUGGAGCGAGAUCAUCGAGUUCUGCACUGCUGAUUAUUCCACAGUGCAUCUAAACCAGCUGUUGGAAAAGGCAGAGGUCAUCGCCGGCCGGAUGCUGCGUUUCUCUGUCUUCUACAGGAACCAGAAUAAAGAGUACUUUGACCAUGCCAGGGAGGCGCAGGAGAACCGGAUGCUGCAGUCAGUGAAAGACAACAGUGGCAGCCACGGCUCACCCAUCAGUGGCAAGCUAGAGGGCAUUUUCUUCAGCUGCAACACAGAGUUCAACACAGGCAAGCCUCCACAGGACUCCCCUUACGGCCGCCAUCGCUUUGAGGUUCGGGCUGACACGCUCUUCAACCCCGACACCAACCUGUACUUUGGAGACUUCUACUGCAUGUAUACAGCUUACCACUAUGUUAUUCUGGUCCUGGCGCCAAAGGGCUCCACGGGAGAUGAGUUCUGUAAGCAGAGGCUUCCUGCGCUAGACAUCACCAACAACCGUUUCCUUACCUGCAAGAAGGGUGAAGAGGGUGAUGGCAGUCUGGUGUUUCACCACGCCCAGGAUGUCAUCCUGGAGGUGAUCUACACGGAGCCCGUAGACCUGGCGUUAGGCUCUGUGGCUGAGAUCAGUGGGCACCAGCUGAUGAGCAUGUCUACAGUAAAUGCCAAGAAGGACCCCAGCUGCAAGAUCUGCAACAUCAGUGUUGGACGCUAAGAACAGGCAGAAUGCAGGAAAGGGAGGGAAGUACUAGAGGUGACUGAGCUCUAAA
This is a messenger RNA of Perca flavescens (yellow perch), 1542 nucleotides long. It is a transcript of the gene phyhiplb, whose product is annotated as phytanoyl-CoA 2-hydroxylase interacting protein-like b. Bases 348 to 1487 code for a protein of 379 amino acids. Gene Ontology annotation, molecular function: protein binding. Gene Ontology annotation, cellular component: cytoplasm. The transcript has 5 exons. NCBI's taxonomy places the organism in Eukaryota, Metazoa, Chordata, Actinopteri, Perciformes, Percidae. The record is from RefSeq and is a predicted model, not a curated record.